UUCUUGUUCACCACUCGUUUUAUUCCGUAGUAUUGAAGAUACCAGUUUGGAAUGAUCAGCACUUUUGUCCAGUCGGGAUCGGGUACAGUGCCCAGUGCAUGACAGCUUCAUGCAAAGGAAAAAAAAUCGAUGAUUCAAUUGAAUUUAAAGAGAAUUUAAUUCCCAUUUAAAAUUUAGAUUUCAUUAUCAAGAAUUAAUUUAGAGGAGCAGUUAAUCGUCAUGUGCAAUCGAUAUAAAUUUGCCAGUUUUUUUGUGUCCGUGAGUAUCUUACAAGUGAUACCCAUGGGGAUGUGUCAGAGAACGACCCUGGACAAUCCUUUUUCCAUUCAGCUGUAUCGGAGUCUCAAAGAUUUGGCGUUCGGCUUCAUCGGUAGGUCUAGUAGUUCGAAUGCCCAAGGAAGGCACUUCCGAGGAGUCGAGGAGCAAGAUCGCACUCAGUAUAAAAUUCCUGAUUCUCUCCCAUUCCCCUGCAAUAAGACAGGUGGACGGUCGAGGACAGUGCCGUCGUCAGUGCAUAGAUUGAGACCCGGUGAUAUCGAUGUGAUUGCUGCGAUGGGUGAUUCCCUCACCGCGGGCUUCGGACUUUAUGCGAAUAAUAUUUUCGAUCUUUUUAUCGAAAAUCGGGGGAGUUCGGCAUUUGGAGGGGGACAAGGAACUUGGCGGGAUACUCUGACGCUUCCUAAUAUCCUCAAGGAAUUCAAUGGGAAUCUCUUUGGGUUCGCAACGAGGGAUGCCUGGAGUCAUCACCCUGAGUCUCAAUUCAACGUUGCGGAGAGUACCUCGAUGUCGAGAGACAUGCCCUACAUGGCUAAAAGCCUGAUAAGCCGAAUGAGGAGUGAUCCUCGGGUAGACAUGACGAAUCACUGGAAGUUAGUGUCAAUUUUUAUCGGAGCCAACGAUAUCUGUUCAGACAUAUGUUACAACCCUUCGGCGUGGGCCUCUCUAGACAAUCACAAAGCCGACAUGUUGACGACCCUACGCCUCCUCAAGGAUAAUCUACCCCGAACGCUGGUCUCGAUAGUCCCAGUGCCGGAUAUCAAGACCCUCGUGGAAAUGAAGGGUAGAUCAAAACUCUGUCGGAUAACGACAGACAUAGAAUGCUCCUGUGGCUUCGGGUUGAGAUUCCGACAUCGUAGGCAGGAGUUCUUUGAGAUAAACCGAAGAUGGAUAGACCUGGACGAGGCGAUCGGAACCUACCCCGAAUUCCAGACCAAAGACUUUGCGGUUGUUGUUCAACCGAUUACUGGGAAUGCGCAAUUUCCAACUUUACCGGAUGGACGCACUGAUUUUCGGUACCUCUCAGCCGACUGUUUCCACUUGAGUCAAAUAGCUAAUGCACGAACCGCGUUCUCCAUUUGGAGGGAUUUGCUAGAACCUGUUGACCAGAAGACACGUUCUUGGGAUGAACUUGACCCAGACCUUGGAAAUUUCCCCUGUCCCACUAGGGAAAGACCGUUUAUCGCCACGUCGGGCAACAGUUAACACAUUUCU
Molecule: messenger RNA, 1491 nt
Organism: Diachasmimorpha longicaudata
Lineage: Eukaryota; Metazoa; Arthropoda; Insecta; Hymenoptera; Braconidae
Product: phospholipase B1, membrane-associated-like
Exons: 7
Coding region: 220-1482 (420 amino acids)
Biological process (GO): phospholipid metabolic process
Molecular function (GO): glycerophospholipase activity
Source: RefSeq, a predicted model, not a curated record